AUGACCCUCCGUCGCGUCGCCUCGCUCUCUGGCGACGAGGCGAGCUCACUGCAAGAUUGGGAGCAUGAGUACGAAAUCGACGUGGGUGUUGAUUGGGAUUUUUGGAUCUUCACAAGCUCAUUUACAGCAAGGAAGGAACCUCCUAUGGAUGUCGUCGACCCUCCCCCAUGCCCACCAGGCUCGCCGUUCCCCCGCGAAUUCAGGACGACUCCCCCGGCACUGCACCCCACUUCAAAGUCAGCGACGACUUUUCUCCUCAACUCCCAGUACCACAGUCCCCGUCUAUGUCCUUUGCUGGCCGCUACCGCUGAUUCCCUCACUUUCCCCAGUUUCACCCACCACGACUUCUGCAGCGCGUCCGGCACAGCGGUGACGAUGUCAAAACCUUUCGGAGGUGCAGCGGCUGCGCCGCAGACUGUCGAUAAGCCCAUCGUCGUCGCAGUGUCGCCGCCGUCUCCCCCAGUAACAUCCUCCUUGCCUCUAACGGCGACGGCGACUUCUCUGGAGCUUCAAGUAUUGGUUGUCGUCGACGUCGUCUUGAUGCCGCCGACGACUUUUUCACGGUAUUACUCCCUUCCUCGCUUCUCACGGCGACUACGACCCUUUUCCGGCCUCAAGCGCAGCGACGAUGAGUGGAACAGCAGUAUUACCACCAAGGGCCACUACGGGGACCGUGGUUACGGUUCUCCUCUUCGUCGUCUGAAGCCCGCUCACCUACCCCACCCCCCCUUCUACACCGACGACGACUUUCUCCCGGCGUUCAAGUGCCAUGGCAACUCUAUUUUCGAAGAGCCAAUAUUCCAGAAGAGCUACGAGGACCGUAUCAAUGGUCUUCGUCAUCGUUGCUGUCCCGCCGCUGCUGCCACGUCUCAGCACUCCUUGCUUUGCGGACUUCUCCACCCAUGA
This is a messenger RNA of Desarmillaria tabescens, 906 nucleotides long. RefSeq lists its product as uncharacterized. Lineage: Eukaryota; Fungi; Basidiomycota; Agaricomycetes; Agaricales; Physalacriaceae. The transcript has 5 exons. The coding region runs from base 1 to 906 and encodes 301 amino acids. The record is from RefSeq and is a predicted model, not a curated record.